Messenger RNA from Xenia sp. Carnegie-2017, 1093 nucleotides. RefSeq names its product alpha/beta hydrolase domain-containing protein 17B-like. Gene Ontology annotation, molecular function: palmitoyl-(protein) hydrolase activity. The record is from RefSeq and is a predicted model, not a curated record. Gene Ontology annotation, cellular component: plasma membrane; endosome membrane. The coding region runs from base 92 to 952 and encodes 286 amino acids. Gene Ontology annotation, biological process: protein depalmitoylation. The transcript has 2 exons. Lineage: Eukaryota; Metazoa; Cnidaria; Anthozoa; Malacalcyonacea; Xeniidae.
UUUUCAAUGCGGUAAAUACUUUUCAUCGAUGAUGAGAUAACUGGUAAAAUAUACAUUACAAGUGUCCUCAUUUUUUGUAUAAAUUUGCCCAAUGAAUGGUUUAUCCUUUUCGGAGAUUUGUUGCCUGUUUUGCUGUCCGCCAUGUCCGUCAAAAAUCGCUGCGAAGCUAGCGUUUCUUCCACCAGAACCGACAUACACCGUUACUAAACACGAUGAUGGGAAGUUCACCUUACAUUUAACCGAGCGAGCAGAAUGGCAAUUUGGCCAAAAGGAACUGGACACUGUUGAAGUAUUCAAGAUAAAAUCCAAGCAAGGAAACAAUAUCUGUUGUAUGUACGUGAAGACGUCGCCUGGUGCGCGGUUUACGUUGCUAUUUAGCCACGGGAAUGCUGUCGACUUAGGUCAAAUGGCUAGUUUUUAUAUCGGUCUAGGCCAAAGAAUUAACUGCAAUAUUUUAUCUUAUGAUUAUUCUGGCUACGGAGCAAGCAGCGGCAGUCCCUCUGAAAGCAAUCUUUAUGGCGAAAUUGAAGCUGUUUGGAAGGCGGCUAGAUCUAAAUACGGUUUAACGCCGGAAAAUAUUGUUUUAUAUGGGCAAAGUAUAGGCAAUGUUCCUAUCAUUGAUUUAGCAUCGAGAUACGAAUGCGCUGCAGUCAUACUUCAUGCUCCUUUAACAUCUGGUAUACGUAUUGCCUUUCCUGAAGCAAAGCGAACUUAUUGUUGCGACGCCUUUAGAAGUCUUGAAAAGGUAUCAAGUAUAGUCUCACCUGUACUUGUAAUUCAUGGCACCGAAGAUGAAGUCAUUGAUAUUUCACAUGGUCUUGCAAUUUAUGAAAGAUGCCCACGGCAAGUGGAACCAUUGUGGGUGGAAGGUGCCGGUCACAAUGAUGUUGAAUUAUACGGCCAGUAUUUGGAAAGACUUAAGAAAUUUUUACAGCAUGAAAUAGUGAAUUGAUUUACAGCAGAUGAAAAUAUUUCUGAUGAACGUGGGUUAUACUCCAUGGUUGUAACUCAAUAAUUUUCACGAAAUACUGUAACUGGUGUGUACGUAGACCAAUUAAUAUUGAUUUUGAUCCCAUUAAAAUGCACAACUUAA